Messenger RNA from Tachysurus fulvidraco (yellow catfish), 1619 nucleotides. It is a transcript of the gene eef1e1, whose product is annotated as eukaryotic translation elongation factor 1 epsilon 1. The transcript has 4 exons. Lineage: Eukaryota; Metazoa; Chordata; Actinopteri; Siluriformes; Bagridae. The record is from RefSeq and is a predicted model, not a curated record. Gene Ontology annotation, cellular component: nucleus; cytoplasm; aminoacyl-tRNA synthetase multienzyme complex. Bases 57 to 578 code for a protein of 173 amino acids. Gene Ontology annotation, biological process: positive regulation of DNA damage response, signal transduction by p53 class mediator.
UCAAACCAUUCCACCAAUCAGCGAGUGGCGCUGUACUACUUCCCUCGUGCGGCAAGAUGGCGUUGAGAGAGCUCUCUUCGUUGGAGAAAUUCCUGGGAUUAAAAAAAACAAAUAAAUACAGUACCCAAGGAGAAAGAAAGGUCCCUGUUCUCAAGAACAACAAUGGCCAGUCUUUAGUUGGCUUGGCCACCAUCAGCUGCCACCUGGUACAGGAGGCUAAGAGAAGGGAACUAUUGGGAGAUUCAGCUGAGCAGAGAGCUGUUGUCCAACAAUGGCUGGAGUAUCGAUUGACCAGACUUGACCACUGCUCUAAAGAUGAGGUCAAGUUUAUACUCAAAGAGCUCAAUCAGUACCUGGUGGACAAGGUGUAUCUGGCUGGAAAUAGGAUCACUCUUGCUGACACACUGAUGUACUAUGGCAUCCACCACAUCAUUAUGGAGCUUGCAGUACAGCAGAAAGAAAAAUACUCGAACGUGACCCGAUGGUUUGAUCACAUUCAACACUAUCCAGGAGUGUGCCAUCACCUGCCCCCUGUGGUAGUUCUGAGGAACAGAGUUUACCCAAGCGGUCAACACUGACGACCUUUUUUUGUCCUCUAAUGGAUAAUGCAGAGCAGUCCCAUCUAUCCUUUUUUCUGAUGCCCCCUGCUGGUUUUGUUUUCUAUACUGAUUAGACAUUGGGGCAAUUCAGACCACUGGGACAAGAGAAACAUUUUGUUGUUGUUUUUUCCCCUUUCAGUUGUGUUCAUGUACAUGUUGGGCAGUUAGGCUGCUGGAGUUAAUACAAUUAUUAGGCAUAUACUACAUAAAUAUGAAGAAUGAAGCAAGAGAAAGAUACAUAUGCAGCUAGAGCCAGCCAGACUGCACAAGAUGUACCGUAUUCCUGUUUAUUUCAGGUUUUAUUUCCGCUCCCUUUAUACAUUUUCUGACUGUUUUCUUGUUUUUGGCUAUUCAGUUUUCUCCUCCUCAUCAUUUUUUCUCUGAGCAGCAGUAAUAAUACUUGUGUGGGCAGUAUACAGUGCUUAGCCUGGCAUACUGAGUUUGUGCUCUGGGGUAGAGGGCAGGCUACCAGCUGCAGCAGGCAAACCAGUGCCAAUGCUGCUUUCUCUUCUAAGUAUCUCCACAGCCAGUUGCCGGGAGCAAAUGCACUUUAUUUCAUCAUUUCACCAUCAGUCUCCCACCCUGGGCUAGAAAAUCCCAUCGUGGCACAGACGUGGGGUUUCAGCUCGAUCCAAUUGAUUACCAGCCGAAACACUAACAAUAUCACAGAUUUGGAUACAUAUACAGUAUUUUAAAUAAGGCAGUUUGUUUAAGGAACCGUAAUAUUUUGUCUGUAAAUGGGGAAAAAAAUGAAAGGAUUGCUUGUUUAGCCACAUUUCUUAUUAUUUUUUUAUCAUUAUUAUUACUUUUAUUUAAGUCAAUUUCUUCUCUGUGUGGAAUGUAACCUUUGUCCUAGCUAUUUAAUUUUUUUGGGGGGGGGCCCUUAUUGCGUGUUGAUCUCUCUGCUGUUCAUAUACUGACAGUAUACUGCUUUUAUUGUAUUUGUUAACUGGCUUAUAAUGAAUGUUGUGCCAAUAAUGUAAAGAAUUUCAUGUGUUCUAUAAAUGCUCUUGCCACUGA